Molecule: messenger RNA, 867 nt
Organism: Theobroma cacao (cacao)
Lineage: Eukaryota; Viridiplantae; Streptophyta; Magnoliopsida; Malvales; Malvaceae
Source: RefSeq, a predicted model, not a curated record
CUUGACUUGGUUGGUUCCUUCUAUAAAGCCCAAGGGCGUGUUGCUCCCAAAUGCAUAGAGCUACAAAAUAUAUCAAGCGAGCUGAGCAUAUUGAGAAUUUGAUCAGAUGGGGGCGGCUAUGGUAGUUUUUGUAUUAGUGUUCCUAUUAGGAGGGUGGCCGUUGGGUGAAGGGUGUUGGGAACAAGAAAAAAUUGGUCUCUUGCAACUCAAGCCUUUCUUCAAUUAUCAUAACGCUCUACACAACUGGGUGGAUGUGGAAGGAAAAGAGAGUUCACACUGUUGUCGGUGGGAAAGGGUUGAGUGCGACGCAAUUUCUGGCCGAGUGAUACGACUCUACCUUUGGAAAGAGUACUCUGAUGUAGCACAAGAUAGUGAAAAUCUCAGGCAGCCGUGGUAUCUCAACGCCUCUCUGUUUCUUCCCUUCGAGGAAUUGAAGAGUCUUGAUCUGAGCGAGCACCAAAUAGCUGGUAGCCUUGACAACGAAGGUUUUGAAAAGCUAUGGGGGAAGUUGGAUAAACUGGAGCAUCUCUUCUUAAGUGACAAUCAGUUCAACAAUAGCAUUUUAUCAUCUUUAAUUGAGUUCUCAUCUCUCAAGUCUUUAGACUUAUCAUUCAACAACCUCACGAAAUUUAUCUAUACAGACGAAUUGAACAAGCUGAUAAACUUGGAGGAGUUGUCGUUAUGGGGCAAUGACAUUGAGAGUUUUGGAUCUUUUGGAGGCAUACUUCAAACAUAAAUUACUCAAUUAUUGAUAUAGUAAAGAGAGAGUUUUGGAUGUUUACAUGUAAAUUUACAUAAACUUUGAUUGGAAGUGAAAUAAUCAUGUACAUCUUGUACAGAAAGUAAAAGACUAUUGGACUUGAUCAA